AAAGCACGCAAUGCAACACAGAAUAACGGAACAAAGCAGCUUCGAUGCCAGCUCGAUGGUAUAAAUAAGCUUCCCUGGGGACAUGGCUCUGUCACCCCGGGUCCUCAAUUGUCUUCUUCUAUAGCUUGCCCAACCAACCCUCAAACCGACCAACCACCGACCGCCAUGACAGAAGCAAUAACUCACAUCGUCCUCUUCAAGUACAAACCCUCCAUAACAUGGAGCGAGUUCGAAGAGCACUUCGCCGUCUUCCUCGCGCUGAAGGACAAGUGCAAGAAGCCGGACACCGGGCGGCCUUACAUGAAGAGUAUGAAAGCAGGCAAGAAUCGCAGCUGGGAGCCGUUCAGCAAAGGAAUGACACAUGGGUUCGUCCUGGAGUUCGAGAAUCAGGCCGAUCUCGACUACUAUCUGACCGAGGAUCCGGUGCAUUUGAAGUUUUCGAAGAAGGCGGCGCCGUUGAUAGAAGAUUCAGUCGUUAUCGACAUCCGAGACGGCGUCCUCUUCGGGCCCCCAGCGAAGAAACCCACCGUCGGAGCGGGCACGUUCCACGGGAGCUGCCAUUGCGGUGACUGCUCCUGGACGGCCGAGAUAACCGAGCCGGAACACAUCCUCUGCCACUGCGAGACGUGUCGUAAACUCGGGGGUGGGCCUUAUUCCAUGAAUCAGAUCAUCCACAAGGAUCAACUGCGAAUCCUCUCCGGAAAACCCAGCACGUAUACCUACACCGGAGCCUCCGGAAACCCCGUCCACUGCUACUUCUGCCCCAAUUGCACCUCCCACAUCUACCAUCAUCAGGCCGUCAUGGGAGACCAGAUCAUCAUCAGAACCAUCUUGCUCGACAACGGCGCGCGUAUGCCCCCCGCCGGGGAGAUCUUCGCGGAAGGGAAGUUGGCGUGGGUUGAUGCGCUUCGGGCGGAGCUUGAGAAGCGAUAA
Messenger RNA from Aspergillus fijiensis CBS 313.89, 933 nucleotides. RefSeq lists its product as uncharacterized. The transcript is spliced from 5 exons. The coding region runs from base 166 to 933 and encodes 255 amino acids. NCBI's taxonomy places the organism in Eukaryota, Fungi, Ascomycota, Eurotiomycetes, Eurotiales, Aspergillaceae. Gene Ontology annotation, molecular function: carbon-sulfur lyase activity. The record is from RefSeq and is a predicted model, not a curated record.